AGCAAAUGGGCAUGGCUCUCCUGAUUCUCCCUUAAGGACCAUUCUUCUUCUUCCAUCCGUGAUACUAUGAGAAAUGGGUGUGUCCCCCUCUGAGGAUCUGAGAGGCAUUCUAGUAAAAAGAUAAAUUUCUUCCUUGCGAUCUUAGGCUUUGGGUGUUCCUUAUUCUGGGAAGAGAUUUAAAGCUGUCUGCCAGACCCGUGGGCUGUUAAAACAAGACAGUGCCACAAUGCUGAGCUCAGGCCUGCGGAGUCCCCUCCUCCCCCUCCUCCUCCUCCUGCUGCUCACAGCCAUGGAGCUGAGCUGGUCCUUUUCAAGUGAGGACAAAAAGCUUAUCUUGGACCUGCACAACCAGUACCGGUCAAAGGUCUCACCUCCAGCAGCAGAUAUGUUGAAAAUGAGCUGGGAUCCAGAGUUGGAAGCCAUUGCCAAAGACUAUGCAACAAAAUGCAUUUGGGAACACAACCCGGACAGGGGCCGGCGUGGCGAGAAUCUCUUUGCCAUGUCUGGAGACCUAGAUGUGAAGACAAUUGUGGAAAGUUGGUAUGAUGAAUACCAGUAUUAUAACAUGACUACAUUAACAUGUGAAGAGGGACAGAUGUGUGGUCAUUAUACACAGGUGGUUUGGGCAAACACUGAGCGUGUUGGCUGCGAAACAGUCUUUUGUGAGACCCUGACAGUUCUCAAUGACACUGAUAUGCAUUUAGUAGUCUGCAACUAUGAACCCCCGGGGAAUGUAAAAGGACAUAAACCAUACAAGGAAGGCGAGCCAUGUUCCAUGUGUCCAGAAGGUUACUCAUGUAAGGAUGCUCUUUGCGAAUCCAGUGCUGAUGAGGAGGAAACCACUGCAUCUCCUGGACCCACAGAUCUGGAACCUACUGCCAUCUUGAGUGAAAUCCUAGCUACUGAAGACACCACAAAAGGCCCAUCACCAGAAACACCAGAAAGUACGCAAACUGGCAUAGAAACAGGAUCUGACACACCAGCGGCAGGAGGGCCAACCGCUUCCCCAGAGUCAGCUUUAAAUGUGGACCUUAAAUCAUCUCCAGAACUUCAGACAAACUCAGAUGGGACCGUUCCCUCUUUGGUGACUACAGGAGCCCUAGAGGACUUAACUCUUAGGCCUACCUCCCUACAAACUCAGCAAGUCACCCAUACAGAUAUUCCUUCACCUGAUGGCUCAGCCAUACCCAAACCUACUACGGAUAAGCCAGAACAUUCUACCCCCAAAUUGCCCUCCACUCCUAAACCACCAUCCAAACCGCCAUCCGUUCCCAAACCACCAUCCAUUCCCAAGCCACCUUCUGUUGCUAAACCUCCCUCCUAUCCCAAGCCUCUACCCUUCCCUAAGCCUCCCUCUGACCCUAAGCCUCCCCCCAUCUCUAAAAAACCUGCAAGCCAUCGUUUGUCAGCCUAUGCCAAAGCUAUAAAAAGACAAAGCAAUGCCAUUCAGUCCUCUGCAGGUAAGGCAGAUUCAGUCUCUGUCUGUCUGCCCUGUCUUGGAUGUAAACAAAUUGCCCAUCCUGAAGAAAUAAAGGUUGCCCUGAAAGAGCUGACUUUCCGAUACCCCUACGCGCCUUGUUUUUCCUCCCUUCCCCGGUGGCAGAGACAUAGCAAGUGCAGCUGGUGUGGGCACACUUGGGGGAAUGCACUUAGGAAAGCUAGGCCUUACUGGCUCAACACUUUAUAGCAGUGUAUGUAAUUAGAAGUAUUUAUAAGGAAAGUUCUUCAACUUUGGCGCAUGUAUGUGCAUGUGUGCCCAUGUGCAGGCAUGCAUGUUCUCUUUUCUGCACUUUUGUGGGGGGUUCCAGUCUGCUGGGAAUAGCAUUGUAGCAUGCCUAAGGCUUUGAACAUUUCGCAGACUGUGGCUCACCGAAACAAUGGAGCUUCCAACGAUGUUCAAAGAUGUUAUGUGUUAAGAGAUGUGGUUUCUUUUUAAAGACCCCAGUGUUUUUCCAUAACCAGGAAUGUGGUGCAUGCCUGAACUCUUUCCUAUUUUCUUUUCAUAUGAGCUUUCCAGGGUCAGAGUCCAGGUCUAUAGCAGUGUCAUGGAGCCUCACACUACCAAGAGACUCACCUGUGAUAAGUAGAAAGUUUCACAAUUAUCCAUAAUAUUCCAGAUGCAUAGUUGUUUGUAGGAUUGUGUUUAUAUAUCACACUCCUCUAUUCUUUGAUCUUGGCUGUGGUUUGGGACAGGGAUGUCCAUCCCUAUGCUGCAGCCUCUGCUUGUCAAUCCAUUCCUCAUCUGAAGUGCCAUAGAUCAGUGGUUCUCAACCUGUGGGUCCCCAGAUGUUUUGGCCUUUAACUCCCAGAAAUCAUAACAACUGGUAAACUGGGUGGGAUUUCUGUGAGUUGUAGACCAAAACACCUGGGGACCCACAGGUUGAGAACCACUGCCAUAGAUCAUGUGAACAGAACAGAUCUUAUAAGCAGAACAAGUUAUAUAGGCUAUGUUACUAUCUUUAAUUUGUUCCAAAUGGUGAAUUUGGUUCUUUUAUUUUCCUUGGUAACAUCCUUUUGGCCUAAAAACCAAAGUUGUAGGUUUAUAAGAUAAUUGUUCAUGCCCAGUGUGAAUGUCCUGCAGGCAGAGGUAACCUGCCCAUCCAGAGAAAAUGAAUGACUGAUUUGGGGAGACUGAUGUGAGUCUGUGUAAAAACACACUGUGUAUGAGCUGCAUCUGUCAAUAAAUAAAUGAUGUAGUGUACAAGCCUCAGAUAUUUGUGAGCAAGAUUAAUUGUGUGUGUGGAAUGAGUUGUUCCAGGUUUCUCCCCUUAUCAAAUGUCUCCAAUGUUACAAUUAUUUAGACCGGUGGUUCUCAACCUGUGGGUCCCCAGAUGUUUUAGCCUUCAACUCCCAGAAACCCUAACAGUUGGUAAACUGGCUGGGAUUUCUGGGAGUUGUAGGCCAAAACACCUGGGGACCCACAGGUUGAGAACCACUGAUUUAGACCAAAUAACUGGCCAUUUUCCAAAUCUCUAUUUGAAGAGCUGACCUGCUUGCUGCAUUUCUUUCUUGGUAUAAUCUUACCUCUUGAUCUUCAGAUCUGCAUUGUCUUGCAUUCAUAAUUGGGAAAUGGAUUAGACUUGAUCUCUCUUUAGUUGUGCGCAGGUGUCUUGCAUGACACACACUCUUUCUUUCCAUUGCACUGAGCCUGCAUGGAACCAAAGCAAGUCCAUUUCUCCUCAGCUGAUUUUUCCUCCUCCUCUUCUUCUUUUUUUUUUAUUUUAAAAAUCACAGCACGUGGCAGUGUUACUGAAGAUCUACUGAUGGAUCCACCCAGGAAAGAUUCACAGAAGCCCAUCUGUUCAAACAGCCAUUCUUGCUUGUUGUUCACCCCUCUUUCUUUAUUAUUCACUCCCAUUCUACAUAACAUCCUCUCCUGAGACUCCUACAUAAUUUGUCCUAAUGUUUCUUUCUUCUGAGAUACCAGAGGCUUCUUUAUUAUUCCGCUCUUUGGAGUACAUAUUUUGGCCUGAAAUAUAAAGUUGUAAGUUUAUAAGACAAUUGGAAGUCUGACUUUUGUGGAUUUUUUUAAUUUGUGGAUUUGUUUAGAUCAGGCAUGAUGCCAUUAGGAAUUGUGGUAGUUGAAGUCCAAAACACCUGGAGGGCCAAAGUGUGCCCAUGCCUGGUUUAGCUGUACUCUUUAGGAAUCCCUAGGUCCCUCAAAGCAAUUCUGUGGUCAGCUUCUGCUGGAGAUUGAACUUAGGGUUAUACCAGAGGAUUUAGAGGCUUGAUAGCUAACAACUAGUAUCUUGGCUAAGCAUGCAAACAGCUUAUCUAAGAGACAUGACAAUGCUGGAAUGUUAAGAGAUUUUUAUCUGGAGAGUAGAAAUGGGAAGGCCUGGGGGGGGGGGGGAGGAAAAAAUUGGGGCCGUUUUCCCUGGAAAAACUUUUUUUAAAAGUGUGUAGAAACAAAAAGUCUCAGAAAUCUUUGAGGUUUUUGUUGGGAGAUCAUCCUGGACUACUCAAGUCCAAAUGUAGUUAGAUAGAUGAUAGAGUUAGAUUGAGGGAAUCCUUUCCCUGUUUCCAAAGCAUGCCUAGACAGGCUUUACUGUGUUUCACUCUAUCCUGUUUACGUCACUUUGAAGUUAGUAGCAAUGUGAAUCUUUAGUAACACUAACUUCCCAUUGGUCAGAAUGUCUUUUAUGGCCCCAAUAAACUGGACCAUGAGGUCAGAACCAUUUUGGUUCCCUCUUCUCCCUUUGUUCUUCAAGCUAACAAGAAGCAUCCUGCCAUCUCUCCUGGCAAGAUGUAACUAUGUAGAUGUUUGUUAUUUUUCCUUUCUUAUUUUUCCUUAGAAACCAGUCUAUAGUAGUCUAGACAGCUCCCAAGCCUUUCUAUCUACAAUGGAGUUCUUUUUACCUGAAUAAAUACUUUUUGAACUUUUAUUGAGACUCUGCAGUCCAUUGCUUCUCUUGCUCGCCAGUGUAAGUAACUGUUGCAUUUGAAUGCUUUGCUUUUGCUACUCUGCUGAUUUUGGUGGAAUCUCCCCCAGAGAGGGUUAAAUUGAGUCUAACUGCUCAGAGAUUACCACAACAGUUUUCAUAUUAUAUAGUUUGAAUACCAUGUCAUAGCUAUAUUAUUUAUCAUUGGAAAAGAACAUAUUCUACACACUUUUCAAUUUUUCUGGAAAAAAUGGCUUUGGAAAAAACUGGAAAAAAACCUGUUUCCCCAAUUUUUCUGGGGGUUUUCCAGGCCUACCCAUCUUUACUGGCGAGUAUGUUCCACUGAUUUCAAUCAAACCUAUUUUCCAGAGCUAGGAAAGGCUAAUUUUUGGAUUACAGUACUGUACCUAGAAUUCUCCAAUCAAUAGAGCUUUGGUCAUGGUGACUGGGGGGAUUAUGAGAGUUGUCAUUUUCAAAAAUCCCACACCUUUCCCAAAUUUCAUUACGUAUUUUCAGCUUACAGUGCUUCAGACUAACCUUGUGUCCUUCAGUACAACUGCAGGUAUCGAUAUAUUGUGAUAGCAGCAAUAGCAGUUCUUGAUGGACCACUCAUGGAAGGUUAAUUCGAGAGAGAUUGCUAGGAAAUAUUAAUUAGAUUCAGUUGUGCUGACAAAAUUGUAGGUGCUAAAAUAAUAUAGUUGCUCUCACUUGUAUUCCGAAAUUGGACUUGCUAUAGCAGUGGAUCUCAACCUGUGGGUCCCCAGGUGUUUUGGUCUACAACUCCCAGAAAUCCCACCCAGUUUACCAAUUGUUAGGAUUUCUGGGAGUUGAAGGCCAAAAUAUGUGGGGACUCACAGGUUGAGAACCACUGCACUAUGGCAUGCUGGUCUUCCCUCUUGCUGCUGGUAAUUCAGAACCAGCUUGUGUUGCUGCUUCGGUUGCCUGAAAUAGCGAUGUAGAAGUGAUUCUAUCCCAUCCUAUACACCAGGGGCCCACUUACAUUACAUAAUCAAAGCACCACAAUUCCAUUUUUACUAUCAUGGUUCUAUCAUAUGGACUCCUGGGACUUGAAACUUAGGGAGGGCAUUUUGAAGUCUCAACCAGAGAGCUCCAAUAUCUCACCAAAUUUCAAACCCCAGGAUUCCAUAGAAUGGAACUCUGGUAAUUAAAGUAGAAUAAUAACACUAUAACUGUCUGAGGCCCAUGUUUGUCAGAGCAAUGGCUCGUCAGACCAACUUCCUAUGAUUCAGUUGUUGGUGCUGCUUGGAAAGAUUAUAGGACUACACUACCCAGAAACCCCCAGACAGCUUGAUUGGUGACCAUUCUUGUUAAGGGAUUCUGGGAGAUGUAGUUCAGACAAAUAAUGGUUCCAAGUUUUUGUAUGGCUGUUCUUUCCUUGUAUGGUCAGUGUCUAUGUAUCCUUUCCUUGAAUCUUAAGGAGACUUCUUCAUGACUCAGUGAAAAUUCUUUCAUGCAGUAACAAUUCUAUUCCAUAUCAGAAAAAUGUCAAGUCUAGGAGUUAUUUUCAGCUUUGCAUUGCCUGUUACAUACUGUAUAGCCUUUCCAUCCUGUUUCCAUUUAGAAAAAAAGGAUAUUGUUGGUCUAUAAAACUGCCAAAACCACAUCUGAAUAUUCUCUAAGAAAACCUUAUGAAACUCAUGGGGUCUACAUAUGUUGAUAGAUGACCUGAAAGCAGAUACACACAGAGAGAACAAUUUGUGGUGUGAUUUGUAGUGUUUUUAUAUAACCUCUCUCAUUUUGGAGCUACUUAAAAUAAGUCAACAAUUACACAGAAUGCAUCUUGGACAUGAAAACGUGUGGAAAGUUCUUCAAAAGGUCAGACCAAACAGAACUGGGUUUUACUCUAUGAAGAAUAAUGGCCAAAUUGCUGGGCAAUUUGGUCAAUUGUACAUCACAACCAAGACUUUUUUUCUCACCAUAUUGCUGAUGGAUUUGUGCGUUGUUCUGUUCCAGGCAUGGUGUGUUACUCUAAUGACAAACCUCAGUUGGUCCAGCUAAGAUCCAUUUGAAGGUGCCAAUUGAAUCUUGUAUCCACAAAUGUGGUGUUUUUUAAUGUUGUUGAUAAGGGGUUGCAUUUUAAUGUACAAUGAGUUAGCAUUGUGAGGCAUGUUUUAAAUGUGCCUGGAAAGUGGUGCUAAUAAUAAAAGCUAUUUUAAAAUCCA
Anolis carolinensis (green anole) is the source of this 6565-nucleotide messenger RNA. RefSeq names its product peptidase inhibitor 16 (gene pi16). The transcript is spliced from 5 exons. Bases 227 to 1687 code for a protein of 486 amino acids. NCBI's taxonomy places the organism in Eukaryota, Metazoa, Chordata, Lepidosauria, Squamata, Anolidae. Gene Ontology annotation, cellular component: extracellular region. The record is from RefSeq and is a predicted model, not a curated record.